This is a messenger RNA of Xenopus laevis (African clawed frog), 1848 nucleotides long. It is a transcript of the gene cdc123.S, whose product is annotated as cell division cycle 123 S homeolog. Gene Ontology annotation, cellular component: cytoplasm. The record is from RefSeq and is marked provisional. Lineage: Eukaryota; Metazoa; Chordata; Amphibia; Anura; Pipidae. Gene Ontology annotation, biological process: protein folding.
UGUUGAUACAGACAUACCUUUGUUUUACCUAGGAUUUUGUAUGGUCACUGGUUCUGACACUUAUUCAGGACCGUCUGACUUGGCGUCUGUUGAACACGGAUUAGUUUGAAAGUCGGACGCUUCCGGUGCAGGUAUUGUCAUCAUGAAGAAGGAGCAAGUGUUAAAUUGCCAGUUCGGUCAGUGGUAUCCUACGUUCAAGAAGUUUAGUAUCAGGAGUGUUAUUAUUCCUUUGCCUGAAAAUGUGAAAGACUAUUUACUCGAUGAUGGUACUCUUGUUGUCUCUGGAAGGGAAGAAUCCCCGGGAUGCUCCCAAAGAGACCUUAAUUGUACAGAGGAGGAUGAAGUGCAGUGGUCAGAUGAUGAAAGCACUGCUACUCUUACGGCCCCAGAAUUCCCAGAAUUUUCAAUAAAAGUGCAAGAAGCUAUUAAUUCACUUGGUGGCAGUGUUUUCCCAAAACUUAACUGGAGCUCUCCAAGGGAUGCUUAUUGGAUUGCCUUGAAUAGCUCUUUGAAGUGCACAACUCUUAGUGACAUCUUUCUAUUGUUCAAGAGCUCAGAUUUUGUUACCCAUGACUUCACCCAACCGUUUAUUUACUGUGCAGAUGAUUCUCCAGAUCCCAACAUAAAAUAUGAACUUGUCCUAAGAAAGUGGUGUGAACUGAUACCGGGAGCAGAAUUCAGAUGUUUUGUUAGAGAAAACAAACUUAUAGGCAUUUCUCAGAGGGACUAUACACAAUAUUAUGAUCACAUUAGUAAACAAAAAGAAGAAAUCCGUAAAUCAAUACAAUAUUUCUUUCAAGAACAUAUUCAGUAUAAUUUUCCAGAUGAGGAUUUUGUUUUUGACAUAUACAAAGACAGCCAAGGCAAGAUAUGGCUGAUAGAUUUUAAUCCAUUUGGAGAAGUAACAGACUCUCUGCUGUUUACCUGGGAGGAAUUAAGGAGGAACCUCUGUGAUGUACCUGGUGAUGUAGAAAACGAGGAUCAGGAUUGUCCAACAUUUCGAUAUACAAACCGUGAAGUCACAGUUCAGCCAAGCCCUUAUUUAAGUUACCGACUUCCAAAGGAUUUUGUAGAUCUUUCAACUGGAGAAGAUGCUCACAAACUGAUUGACUUUCUCAAGCUUAAUCGUAAUCGGCAAGAUGAGGACUCUGAUGAUUAGAUACUAGUUUGUUCAUCUGCAGGAACACUCUCUUCAAAUUCCUUUCAAGUAACCAUGACUUGUAAACACUACAGUAUCUUUGCCUGUAUUUGUAUGUCUAGCUCUAUCCUGAGCUCUGUGCAGGCAUCCAUCUACUGGUAGCAGCGAAGUACACUGCUGAUACAAAAAUGAGUUCAUGUUUACUUUGAUCCAGUUGCUGUUCUUUGUUUAAUAUAGGUAUCAAAUAAAUCCAUUAUUAUCCAUAAUAAUACAGAAACAACCCUCCAAAUACUGCACCGUAUGAGAAAAAUAUUGUUACAUUUUACACUUCAUUUACAUGAUAUUAAGGGUUCAGGUAUGGUUUGGUUAAACAAGAAUAAUUUGGCUGGAUUGGAAUUCAAUAAAAAAGUACUGGGAUUGACCAUUUCCUGAAUUUGGGUAUGCUAAAAUAUAUGGGAAAUAAAAUGUAUUGGUGUACUCUUAAUCGUUGGAACAAAGAUUGCAUUUUACAACCUAAGGCAGCUUGUGGUCUCUAAAUGAUUUCAUGGAGGUACAGUAAUCUUCGGUUUUUAAAAUGCAUAAAUGCCUGGUCAUUUUUAAUUUUUAGUUUGUGCAUUUUAUAUCAUAUUAAUUUUACUUGCAAAAUUGUCAAUUUUCACAUUACAGCAAGGCCCACCUUAAUAUUGUUUAAUAAACAACCUUCCCAUUUG